AUGCAUGCAAAGACAGACUCAGAGGUAACAAGCCUUGAUGCAUCUUCCACCACACGAUCCCCUCGGCGGCCAGCGUACUACGUGCAGAGUCCAUCCCACGAUGGAGAGAAAACGACGACGUCGUUGCAUUCAACCCCAGUUCUCAGCCCUAUGGGUUCCCCUCCUCAUUCUCACUCUUCCUCAAGCCGGUUCUCCGGUUCACGCAAGAUCAACAACCACCGCAACAACAAUAACAACAAGACAUCAUCAUGGAAAGACAUCGAUGUCAUCGAAGAAGAAGGUCUUCUCCAAUCCGAACACAAUCACCACACUCUCUCUCGUCGAUGCUAUUUCCUCGCUUUUGUUCUUGGCUUCUUCUUUCUCUUCUCUCUCUUCUCUCUCAUCCUCUGGGGUGCUAGUAGGCCCAUGAAACCCAACAUUUUCGUCAAGAGCAUAAGUUUUGAUCAUCUGAGAGUUCAAGCUGGUUCUGAUGCCACGGGAGUGGCCACUGACAUGAUAACACUGAAUUCAACCUUGAAAUUCACGUAUCGCAACACUGGCACAUUCUUUGGGGUUCAUGUCACAUCAACACCUUUAGAUCUAUCCUAUUCAGAAAUCGUAAUUGCUACAGGGAAUAUGAACAAGUUUCAUCAGUCAAGGAAGAGUCAAAGAUUAGUGAGCGUGACAGUGAUGGGGAACAAGAUCCCAUUGUAUGGAAGUGGUGCUAGCUUGAGCAGUUCAACGGGUAUGCCCACAGUGCCAGUGCCAUUGAAAUUGAGCUUUGAGAUUCGAUCCAGAGCAUCCGUGCUUGGCAAAUUGGUGAGGCCCAAAUACUACAAGACGAUUCAAUGUUCAAUCAAUUUGGAUCCCAAGAAGAUUAAUGUUCCAAUUUCCCUCAAGAAUUCUUGCACAUAUGGUUGAGUGGAACAAAAGGAAGGAAGAAGAAGAAGCACAUGGAAAAGAGUAUUAAAAAAAUAAUUAUAAUUAUAUAAUACUUUAUGAUUCAUUGGUGUUUUUUGGUUGAGGAAAGAAAUGGGAUACAGCUCAUGGGGCAGCUGUGGAGGCGUUUGGGCAGGAUUGGAACAACACGACUUUUUUUUUAUUGGACUU
This is a messenger RNA of Gastrolobium bilobum, 1089 nucleotides long. RefSeq lists its product as uncharacterized. NCBI's taxonomy places the organism in Eukaryota, Viridiplantae, Streptophyta, Magnoliopsida, Fabales, Fabaceae. The transcript is spliced from 3 exons. The coding region runs from base 1 to 900 and encodes 299 amino acids. The record is from RefSeq and is a predicted model, not a curated record.